This is a messenger RNA of Hydractinia symbiolongicarpus, 2928 nucleotides long. RefSeq names its product WD repeat-containing protein 26-like. Gene Ontology annotation, molecular function: protein binding. The transcript is spliced from 15 exons. Lineage: Eukaryota; Metazoa; Cnidaria; Hydrozoa; Anthoathecata; Hydractiniidae. Gene Ontology annotation, cellular component: GID complex. Gene Ontology annotation, biological process: proteasome-mediated ubiquitin-dependent protein catabolic process. Bases 281 to 2011 code for a protein of 576 amino acids. The record is from RefSeq and is a predicted model, not a curated record.
CGAUUAAAUGGAAAAUUUUGUCAACAAGAAAACAUAACUUUGGUGCUGACCUGAUGUAAAUGUUUUUAAUAUCAAAUUUUGUUUGAGUUCAUGGUUAAAUAUCCCGGCAUUCAAUAUUUCUUUAUUUUGGAGCAUAGAGUGUUUAGAGGCAGUGGAAGCCGAGCUGGAAUCUUCAGAGGAAGAGGAAACUGGUGGAGUGUCACCACCACCAAGCAAGAGAUCUCGGUUUGAAGGAUCAGCCUUAUCUUCAUCCAAAUCCCCUUCUGGUCAUUCAUUUCUAAUGAGUCAAAAGAAGAAGAUGCAAACACGUGCAAAAACUAAUCUUGACACUGCUACUAACGAAAAUGGUGAUGUCCUUUGUGAAGUAAAUGGAAAUGGAGCAGAAUCUUCUUCCACUAGUGGGAAAGUGGCUGCCUUAAAGGAAAGAAAUAGAGAGAAAAUUGCUAUGAAAAAACUUAGUAAACUAGAUGAAGAAGUAGUAAGAUUAAUUGGACAACAUCUUGAUAAAUUAGGCUUAAACAAAACGGUAAAUUGCUUGAUGAAGGAAUCUGGUUGUCAACUAGAAAAUUCAUCAGCAUCAAGAUUUCGUGAUUAUUGUUUACAUGGAGAAUGGCAUAAAGCUGAGACAGUUUUAAAAGAUCUAAAGCCACUUCUUACAAAUCAAGAAUGCUUUUUGAAAAUGAAGUUUCUGAUAUUGGAACAAAAAUAUCUGGAAUUAAUUGAAGAUAAUAGAGUUAUAGAUGCAUUACAUUGUUUGCGAGUUGAACUUACGCCUUUAAAAUAUAACGUGGAACAAGUCCAUGAAUUGAGCGGUCUGCUUAUGUGCACCAGCAAGGAAGAUUUACUUUCAAAAGCCAACUGGGAAGGUAAAGGAAUCCAGACUAGACAAAGACUUGUUAAUAAACUGCAAGCUUUUCUACCAGCAACAGUUAUGUUACCUCCAGACCGACUGGGUGCUCUUAUAAAGCAAGCUGUUGAGUACCAAAAGGUUGGCUGCUUGUAUCAUAACACCUUAUUGGACAAAGAAACUGAUUCAAUCUCAAUUUUGUCGGACCAUCAGUGCUCAAAGAAAAUGUUUCCUUGUAAAACUCGCCAGGUAUUAGCAGAGCAUGUUGACGAGGUGUGGUUUCUACGGUUUUCCAAUAAUGGCCAAUAUUUGGCUACUGGUUCAAAAGAUAUGAACGUCAUCAUAUGGAAGAUAGAGAAUGAUGAUUUAAUUAAACUCCAUGUUUUGGAGGGUCAUGUGAAUGGUGUUUCUUACAUCAACUGGAGUCCUGACGACACAUACAUAAUUGCUUGUGGUCCAGAAGACUGCUGUGAAUUGUGGAUAUGGCAUGUUGAGACAGGGGGGUUAAAAUGCACAAUGAACCAUUCUGCGGAAGAUAGCUUAACAUGCUGUGCGUGGUAUGAAGACGGGCAACGUUUUGUGGUUGGUGGAACACGUGGACAGUUCUAUCAAUGCGAUUUAGAUGGAAACGUUAUCGAAUCGUGGGAAGGUGUUCGAGUCACUGGACUUCAUGUUUUAGACAAUAAAAAUGUUUUAGCGGCGGAUACUCACAUGAGAAUAAGGGCGUAUAAUUUUGAUGAUAUCGUUGAUAGACCCAUCAUCCAAGAGUCUCACCCUAUUAUGUCAUUCGUUGUAUCAAACGAUAAAUCCCAAGCUUUGUUGAACGUUGCGUCACAGGGCGUUAACCUUUGGGAUAUUAAAGACAAAGUACUGCUUCGAAAAUUUCGUGGUGUAACCCAGGGCCAUUGCAUGAUUCACUCGUGUUUUGGCGGGUUGAACAAUAAUUUCAUAGCUAGCGGUAGCGAAGAUAAUCAUGUAUACGUAUGGCACCAUACGAGAGAAACACCAAUAGCUACACUUAGUGGACACUUACGCACGGUAAAUUGUGUUCAUUGGAAUCCGAAGGAUCCUAGUAUGCUCGCAUCAGCUAGUGAUGACGGUACAGUUCGAAUAUGGAGACCGGAAGAACUACGGACAGAACCAAGCGAUUCGCAGCCUUCUUGACAUCCGUAGUAAACUAUCAUAGGUAUAGCCCUGUAUAAAAUUUGUAUAUAGAUUUUUUUCUUACUUCGUUGGCUACGGAGAAAUGUUUGCGCUGUAUUGCAUGUGUGUUGAAAGACUCGACGGAAAACAAGUGUGUUGUUGUUAUGGUAACAGCGGGCAAAAUUUGCGAGACAAGUUUCGAAAUAUAGUUAAAAUUUUGACAACAAAUGCUCUGUGUUAUUAUAACACGUGGCUAUUAAUUCAAGGCAUAAUUGUCCCGAUUUAUUAAUGUGACUUCAUUUUUAGCACCAACAACGUACGUUUGUUUCUCCGAUAUUUUUUAUCGGGUUGUUCGGGUGUGGUUUUGCCAGUGUGUUUUAGAAGUCAACGUAGCCAACGUAGCCAACGGAGUGACUGUAUAUAAAUGUUGUGAAAAAUAGGGAGGGCGCGGGGGACAGUAGCUUGUAGGAGUCUACUAAAGAUAAAGUUCUAGCUAAGAUUGCGACACGAAUCACUACUCAAUAUUUUGGAUUGAUUAACUCAUAAAGGGACAUGGAAUUCGAUUGGUUGAGGCAGUUAUGGUAAUUUAUGUAUUUUUAAUUGGCAUUUUUGCUGUUUCAAUCGCUUGAUAAAGAACGUAAACGCAACCUUAAGAAAUUUUUUUAUGGUGCAGAAAAUGUUUUUACGUAUGGACAACUAUUAUCGGAGGGUGUUAUUUUGUGAUGUACGCGUUUUAAACGCAGAAGCUGAAUGUUUCUGCGUUUUCUUUGGAUGACUCCAUUUAAAACUCCUCCUUUUUCUUUCAUCUAAAAAAUACUAAAUUUGUCCCUAUGUGCAAUCAUUUGGAUGAUUUAGGGGGAGGGGCGUAAAUAAUUUAAAUAUUUUUUUUGUAAAUAUGUUUUGUAUAUGUUAUAUUAUAAUACAUUUUUUUUUCAGAA